Molecule: messenger RNA, 240 nt
Organism: Penicillium daleae
Lineage: Eukaryota; Fungi; Ascomycota; Eurotiomycetes; Eurotiales; Aspergillaceae
Exons: 1
Coding region: 1-240 (79 amino acids)
Source: RefSeq, a predicted model, not a curated record
AUGAACAACUGCAACCCUCAAAUCUCCUGGUUGUCGCUAGGGGCAAUGGGCUGGUACACAAACCCUCCGCAUCCCACCAAUCACCGGGUGAUUGGUGCCUCGACCCGUGGAGCUCCGCCAAGUGCGCCGUGGGAACAAAUCACACGGCGCCAAGCAGGCGGCGCUAUUCCCCUCAAGGCUAGGCCCGGCUCGGUUGCUGUCGUGCUGAGGAAGAUCAAGCCGAGGGCGUCUUUGGUUUAG